Molecule: messenger RNA, 1879 nt
Organism: Drosophila virilis
Lineage: Eukaryota; Metazoa; Arthropoda; Insecta; Diptera; Drosophilidae
Source: RefSeq, a predicted model, not a curated record
UUGAGAGAGAGAGCGAGGGAGAGAAGAGAGAGUGAGCAUGAGAGACAAAGCGCACUGAAUUGUUAUGAAAUUGUUCCAAUGAAUAAUGAGCUAUGUUGUUUGUAAACUAAAACAAGUAGUCAAGAUUGAUAAGCGUGGACACGAUUAGGGCCGCUCAAUUGAGCGGCUAGAAUUUCAUAAUAGCGUCAAAGUUUAAACGGUCAGUAUUUCGGAACAACUGGCCGCCGGCGGACGUAGACGGAGCAGCGAUAGAAAUAUAAAGCAUGGAUCUAAUUGCAGAGCAGGCAGCAGAAGCUACGCAAGCAAACUGUGAUUCCGACUAUAUAGCAAAAGCUCUGGCACGCGCGUAUAAAAGCGUAAAUUUGCGUAUAGAAAGCUUUCACAGCGAGGCAGUUAGUCAGCGCGGCGAAAACUUUUGUAGCGUCAUCUAUCGGAUAAAAGUAGCAUAUCGCAAAAGCGAAAAUGCGCCGCUAGAGCAGGGAAAUUAUAUACUAAAGGACCUGUUGCCCAUUGUGGCCGAGGUGGGCUCCAAUGAGAAAUUCAUGUUCGAGCAGAUACUGCCCGCCAUGGCGCAGUUAUUGGACAAAACUUCGCUGGAGGAGCGCAAGUUGAGCGCUGAUUGUCUCUUUGCGGAGCGUGCCGCAGCCAAAGAGAUCUAUUUGCUGGAGGAUCUUGGCGCGUUGGGCUAUACAUCAUUAAAUCGCCAAAAGGGCCUGACUCUGGAAGAAGCCCAGAUUUGCGUACACAAAUUGGCACAGUUCCAUGCCGCCUCCAUGAUGCUGCUGCACGAGCAGCCCCAGCUGGUGGCUCAACUGUCGCCCUCGCACUAUGCCGAUGGUGUGAGUGAUCCCUUCGCCCAAGUCAUUUGCUUGGAUGGCGCCGCUUAUGCAGCAGAUGUGGUGGCUGAGAUGCCGGGCAUGGCGCCAAUAGCUGAAAAAAUGCGGGCUCAGCUGUCCGGGGAUUACUCCGAGCGCUUACGUGCCACGGUCAGUGCCAAAAACACAGCUUUCCCAGUUAUUGCCCAUGGAGACCUGUGGCUAAAUAAUAUAAUGAUCAAUGCCGAACAGAAAAAGGCAAUUAUUGUGGAUUUCCAGAACUGUUUCAUUGGCAGUCCGGCCAUCGAUCUACAAUUCUUUUGCUAUACCAGCUUGCAGUUGGACGUGCUACUGCAUCACCGGGAGCAGCUGCUGCAGCAUUAUAACGAAAGUCUCUGCCAGACACUAACUGCUCUCAAUUAUCCUGGAAGCAAGCCAAGCUAUGCCCAACUGCUUGAUGAAAUGGAACGUUGUCUCUUCUACGGCUACUAUGGCGUCGUCUGUGAGCUGCCCAUCUGCUGUGUCUCUAAGAAUGCCGCUGAGGAUUUCACUGUGCACACUUUCAUAGACGCUGAGGCCAUAAGGGCGAAGCGUCAACAGCUCUUUGCCAACGAACGUGUGCUGCAGACAUUGAAAGCCACCUUGGGUCACUUUGAGCAACAGGGCAUACUAAAUGCGUUGUAAAGGCAGACAACUUCACUACUCUUUUUUGUUUUACCAAAAGUAUUUAGGGAGUGGUACGUGAUUCCAUCUAAAUGGGAUGUUUUUGAAAAUGUUAGAUGUCCAAAGUUAGAACUGUAUUAACCUCUGAGUAGUCUGUUUGUCUGCCCCCGCUCCGCUCUCUCUCUCUGUCUAUUUCUCUCUUUCACAUAUGUUGGAGUCAAAGGGAUCGCAGCACCAUAUUAUAUAUCACAGAUACGAUCGUUUAAAAGUUGAUUUCUUAAACUAUAUGUAUGAAAUCCCUUCACGCAAAAUACAUUUUGCAUUUGCUAGCAAAACCUUAUCUUAUCUAAAAUAAUAAAAGUGAUUAUAUACAUAUCUGUUGCUAAACAUAGACCUGUAAA